Molecule: messenger RNA, 3090 nt
Organism: Rasamsonia emersonii CBS 393.64
Lineage: Eukaryota; Fungi; Ascomycota; Eurotiomycetes; Eurotiales; Trichocomaceae
Product: Pro-apoptotic serine protease nma111
Exons: 5
Coding region: 1-3090 (1029 amino acids)
Biological process (GO): proteolysis
Molecular function (GO): protein binding; serine-type endopeptidase activity
Source: RefSeq, a predicted model, not a curated record
AUGGAGAAGAACGGUGAGACCCGUGCCAAACGCAAGCGCAGUCCCGUUGCAGCAUCGGAUCGGCCAGCGAAGCAUCUCAAGCCCGAGUCGUCUGCCCUGACCCCCGGAGACAGCACUCCUGCCAACGGCACCGUCUACGAUAUCGAAGAUGAGGAGGACGAAACACCCAUGUUGCCCAUGGGGCCAACCCAAGCAGACUCUCCCGAGUGGCAGGCAACGAUCGAAAGGGUGGUGAAGAGCGUCGUGUCCAUACACUUCUGUCAGACGUGCUCCUUCGACACCGAGCUUUCCAUGUGCAGCCAGGCGACCGGGUUCGUCGUCGACGCCGAGAAGGGAUAUAUCCUGACCAACAGACACGUAGUCUGUGCAGGACCCUUCUGGGGUUACUGUAUUUUUGACAAUCAUGAGGAAUGCGAUGUUCGCCCUAUCUACCGAGACCCUGUCCACGACUUCGGAAUUCUCAAAUUUGAUCCCAAGGCCAUUAAGUACAUGGAGGUGACGGAGCUGAAACUGAACCCGGAAGCUGCGCGCGUUGGAGUAGAAAUCAGGGUGGUCGGUAAUGAUGCUGGAGAGAAGCUGAGCAUUCUGUCAGGUGUGAUUAGUCGUCUGGAUCGAAAUGCUCCCGAGUACGGCGAAGGCUACAGUGAUUUCAACACAAACUACAUUCAAGCGGCAGCCGCUGCAAGCGGUGGAAGUUCUGGAAGUCCCGUGGUCAAUAUCGAUGGCGACGUCGUGGCUCUCCAGGCCGGCGGUCGUGCCGAUGGUGCCGCCACGGAUUACUUCUUGCCUUUGGAUCGCCCCCUCCGGGCUUUAGAGUGCAUCCGGAGGGGCGAGCCUGUUACUCGGGGAACCAUUCAGACGCAGUGGUUGAUGAAACCUUUCGAUGAAUGUCGUCGACUGGGUCUGACCCCAGAGUGGGAGGCUGCCGUUCGCAAGGCCGCGCCCACGGAAACUGGGAUGCUGGUUGCAGAGAUCGUCUUGCCAGAGGGUCCCGCUGAUGGCAAACUCCAGGAAGGCGAUGUGCUUUUGAAGGUCAAUGGGGAACUUCUCACUCAGUUUGUGAGGCUUGAUGACAUCCUUGACUCAAAUGUUGGCAAAGUUGUCCGGCUGCUUGUACAGCGUGGCGGUCAAGACAUUGAGGUAGAGUGUAGAGUUGGCGAUUUACAUGCCAUCACUCCCGAUCGCUUUGUGACUGUAGCUGGAGGGACCUUCCACGAUCUCUCUUAUCAGCAGGCCAGACUUUAUGCCAUUGCCGUUCGAGGAGUGUACGUCUGCGAGGCAGCGGGAUCAUUCAAGCUUGAAAAUACUUUGUCGGGAUGGAUCAUCGAUUCCGUUGAUAAACGACCCACCCGUAACCUUGAUGAAUUUAUUGAGGUCAUGAAAACGAUACCUGAUCGCGCGAGGGUCGUGAUUUCCUACAAGCACAUUCGAGAUCUUCACACUCGAGGGACGAGCAUUGUGUAUAUUGAUCGUCAUUGGCAUCCCAAGAUGCGGCUUGCGAAACGGAAUGACGAGACGGGUUUGUGGGAUUUUACCGAUAUUGCUGAUCCUAUUCCCGCGGAGCCUCCCGUGCCUAGGAAGGCCGACUUUAUUCACUUGGAUGGAGUGAGCCAGCCUGCCGCUGCUGACAUCGUACGCAGCUUCGUCCGGGUCUCCUGCACGAUGCCGUUGAAGUUGGACGGUUUCCCGCAGGCAAAGAAAACGGGAUUUGGUCUGGUUAUCGACGCGGAGAAAGGCCUUGUAGUCGUGUCCAGAGCCAUUGUCCCCUAUGAUCUGUGUGACAUCAACAUCACAGUCGCUGAUUCGAUCAUCGUGAGCGGCAAGGUGGUGUUUUUGCAUCCAUUGCAGAACUACACCAUUGUGCAGUAUGAUCCGAGCCUGGUGCAGGCACCGGUGAAAACUGCCCAACUCAGUACGGAGCAUAUCAAGCAGGGUCAAGACACCAUUUUUGUUGGGUUCAACCAAAACUUCCGCAUCGUGGUUGCGAAGACGACGGUCACCGACAUCACGACGGUUGCUAUUCCGGCCAAUGCCUCUGCCCCGCGGUAUCGCGCAAUCAAUCUGGAUGCCAUCACCGUGGAUACAGGCCUUAGCAGCCAGUGCACGAACGGUGUCCUACUGGGGGAGGAUGGCGUCGUCCAAGCCCUGUGGUUGAACUAUCUUGGCGAGCGGACUCCGAACUCGCACAAGGAUGUAGAGUAUCAUCUCGGCUUUGCGACGCCUUCGCUUCUUCCCAUCAUCAGCAAGAUCCAGCAGGGGAUCAUCCCCAAGCUCCGGAUAUUGAACAUGGAGAGCUAUGUGAUCCAGAUGAGUCAGGCUCGGAUCAUGGGGGUCUCCGAGGAAUGGAUCCAGAAGGUGGCCAUCGCCAAUCCAUCUCGACAUCAACUGUUCAUGGUGCGAAAGGUGGACUGCCCUCCUCCUUCUUUUACGGCGCAGGCAGAUGCUCUACAGGAGGGGGACAUUAUCUUGACCCUGAACGGCAAGUUGAUCACGCGCGUGUCCGAAUUCGAUAUCAUGUACGACCAUGAAUACCUGGAUGCGCUGAUCGUGCGGAAUGGGCAAGAGAUGCGUGUCAAGGUUCCGACGGUGCCUACCGAGGAUCUCGAGACAGACCGGGCGGUCGUGUUCUGCGGGGCGGUGUUGCAGAAGCCCCAUCAUGCUGUCCGGCAGCAGAUCUCCAAGCUACACAGCGAGGUCUACGUCAGUGCCCGGAGUCGUGGUUCGCCUGCUUAUCAAUACGGUUUGUCGCCCACCAACUUUAUUACGGCGGUCAAUGGCGUGGAGACGCUGGAUCUGGACAGCUUCGUGAGAGAAGUGAACAAGAUCCCUGACAACACGUAUUUCCGUCUUCGUGCUGUUACGUUUGACAACGUGCCAUGGGUUGUCACCAUGAAGAAGAAUGAUCAUUAUUUCCCCAUGUCCGAGUACAUCAAGGACCCCAGCUCACCAGCGGGGUGGAGGACGAUAACAUACGAAAAAGGACAAGAAAAGCAAGGUGUGUCUGCAGACACGACCAACCUGAAUGCGGAUGCGAUGGACGAGGGUUACGACGGCGGAGGCAGCGACAUCGAGCCGGAUGGAGGAGAAUAG